AUGACUAGAAGGAUAUCAUAUUCAUUGAAAAAGAUGUCAGUAACCUCUAUGCAAAUAAGAUGGACACCAGAAGCAUUGGAAGAGGCUCUCAAUAAAAUAAAAAUAUCUGAUAUAAAUUCUGGAAAGACUUCUAGAUAG
Molecule: messenger RNA, 138 nt
Organism: Funneliformis mosseae
Lineage: Eukaryota; Fungi; Glomeromycota; Glomeromycetes; Glomerales; Glomeraceae
Source: the annotation of a GenBank genome assembly